Messenger RNA from Lutra lutra (Eurasian river otter), 4161 nucleotides. RefSeq names its product serotransferrin-like. Lineage: Eukaryota; Metazoa; Chordata; Mammalia; Carnivora; Mustelidae. Gene Ontology annotation, molecular function: ferric iron binding. Gene Ontology annotation, cellular component: recycling endosome; plasma membrane; early endosome. Gene Ontology annotation, biological process: intracellular iron ion homeostasis; iron ion transport; antibacterial humoral response. The record is from RefSeq and is a predicted model, not a curated record.
UUGGCCCGCUGGGCCGGACAUAAAGGGGCACUGGACGCGGGGAGGCGGCGCAGAAGCCCACAGGUCUGUGCUCCCGGCUCCUAGCCACAGACCAGGAAGAUGAGGCUUGCUGUCCGCACCCUGCUGGCCUGCGCGGUCCUGGGGCUGUGUCUGGCUGUCUCCCCUGAGAAAACUGUGAGAUGGUGCACGGUCUCAAAUCAUGAGGCCAGUAAGUGUUCCAGUUUCAUGGAAAAUAUGAAAACUGUCCUUGAAAAUGGUCCUUUUGUCAGCUGUGUGAAGAAAACCUCCUACCUUGAGUGCAUCAAGGCCAUUUGGGCAAAUGAAGCAGAUGCUGUGACACUGGAUGCAGGCCUGGUGUUUGAGGCGGGCCUGAAUCCCUACAACCUAAAGCCUGUAGUGGCAGAGUUCUAUGAGUCAGAAGGGGAUCAAAAAACCCAGUAUUAUGCUGUGGCUUUGGUGAAGAAGAGCAGUAACUUCAACCUGAAUGAGCUCGAAGGCAAGAAGUCCUGCCAUACAGGCCUUGGCAGGUCUGCUGGAUGGAACAUCCCUAUGGGCUUACUUUAUUGGAAGCUGCCUGAGCCACGUGACUCUCUUCAGAAGGCGGUGUCCAGUUUCUUCGCGGGCAGCUGUGUUCCCUGUGCAGAUCGGACAGCCUUUCCCAAACUAUGUCAACUGUGUGCGGGGAAAGGGACAGAUAAGUGUGCCUGCUCUAACCAUGAACCAUACUUCGGAUACUCAGGUGCCUUCAAGUGUCUGAUGGAUGAUGCUGGGGAUGUGGCCUUUGUCAAGCAUUCAACAGUGUUCGAAAACCUGCCAAACGAAGCUGAUCGGGAUGAGUAUAGGCUGCUCUGCCCAGACACCUUGCAGAGGAUGACAGUAGAUAAAUAUAAGGACUGCCACCUGGCCCGUGUCCCUUCCCAUGCUGUUGUGGCCCGAAGUGUGGGGGGCAAGGAAGACUUGAUCUGGGAGCUUCUCAACCAGGCCCAGGAACAUUAUGGCAAAGACAAAUCUAAAGCCUUCCAGCUCUUCGGCUCACCUUUGGGGAAGGACCUGCUGUUUAAGGAUUCUGCCCAAGGGCUUUUAAGGAUUCCCUCUAAAAUGGACACCUGGCUGUACCUGGGUUAUGACUAUGUCACUGCUCUUCGGAAUCUAAGGGAAGAUGUGCGCCCGGAUACCCCAAGGGAUGAAUGCAAGAAGGUGAAAUGGUGUGCCAUAGGUCACCAUGAGAGGGUCAAGUGUGAUGAGUGGAGCGUAAACAGUGAAGGGAAAAUAGAGUGUGAAACAGCAGAGUCCACUGAAGACUGUAUUGCCAAGAUUGCGAAAGGAGAGGCUGAUGCCAUGAGCUUGGAUGGAGGCUUCAUCUACAUAGCAGGCCAGUGCGGUCUGGUGCCUGUCCUGGCAGAAAACUACAAAACUCAAGGCCCUCAAUGUAGCAGCACAGUAGAGGAAGGGUAUAAGGCUGUGGCUGUAGUUAAGGCAUCAGCAGAUGAGAGCCUCACCUGGAACAAUCUGCAAGGCAAGAAGUCCUGCCAUACCGCAGUAGAAAGAACCGCGGGCUGGAACAUCCCCAUGGGCCUGCUCUACAGCAGGAUCAACCACUGUGAAUUUGAUAAAUUUUUCCAGGAAGGCUGUGCCCCUGGAUCUAUGCGAAAUUCCAGUCUUUGUGCUCUGUGCAUUGGCUCGGCAAGUGGUCCAGGAAAGGAGUGUCUUCCCAAUAACCAUGAGAGAUACUAUGGCUACACAGGGGCUUUCAGGUGUCUGGUGGAGAAGGGAGAUGUGGCCUUUGUGAAAGACCAGACGGUCAUGCAGAACACUGAAGGAAGGAACACUGAAGAUUGGGCUAAGAAUCUGAAGGAAAAAGACUUCCAGCUGCUGUGCCCUGAUGGCAGUAGGAAGCCUGUGAGCGACGCUGACAACUGCUUCCUAGCCAAGGCCCCAAAUCAUGCUGUGGUCUCGCGGAAAGAUAAGGCAUCUUGUGUUAGCAAAACAUUACUUGAGCAGCAGGUUAUGUUUGGAGGAAAUGGAAAUGACUGCUCGGGCAAGUUUUGUUUGUUCCACUCGAAAACCAAGGACCUUCUGUUCAGGGAUGACACAAAAUGUUUGGCCAAACUUCCAGAAAGCACAACAUAUGAAAGUUACUUAGGAGCAGCAUAUGUCACGGCUGUUGCUAACCUGAGACAGUGCUCCACCUCGAAGGAAAUAUAAAUUGAGGACUACCACUCCCGUGAUGCUCCGCUUCGGACGCCUGCGCAGAGUCUAGGGCCACGUCGCUUUCGAGGCGCUGGACCACGCACCUCAGCCAUGGCUUCCGCGGACACCCGGCGGGUGGCGAAUGGCGGUAGUGUCGGGGGAGCCUUCCAGCCCCACCUAGACUACUUGCGGCAGGAGCUGCAGCAGAGGGACCCGACACUGCUGUCAGCCGUGGUGGCGCUUCUCGCGGUGCUGCUGACGCUGGUGUUCUGGAAGUUCAUCCGGAGCAGAAGGAGCAGUCAAAGAGCUGUUCUUCUUGUUGGCCUGUGCGACUCUGGGAAAACAUUGCUCUUUGUCAGAUUGUUAACUGGCCUUUACAGAGACACUCAGACAUCUAUCACUGACAGCUCUGCUGUGUAUAGAGUCAACAAUACCAGGGCCACUAGCCUGACCUUGAUUGAUCUCCCAGGCCAUGAGAGCUUGAGACUUCAGUUCUUAGAGCGUUUUAAGGCUUCAGCCAGGGCUGUUGUGUUUGUUGUGGACAGUGCGGCCUUCCAGCGAGAGGUGAAAGAUGUGGCAGAGUUUCUGUAUCAAGUCCUCAUCGACAGUAUGAGUCUGAAGAACACACCCUCAUUCUUAAUCGCCUGCAAUAAGCAAGACAUUACAAUGGCAAAAUCCGCAAAGUUAAUUCAGCAGCAGCUUGAGAAAGAACUCAACACUUUACGAGUCACGCGUUCUGCUGCCCCCAGCACACUGGACAGUUCCAGCACUGCCCCCGCUCAGCUGGGAAAGAAAGGCAAAGAAUUUGAGUUCUCGCAGUUGCCCCUCAAAGUGGAGUUCCUAGAGUGCAGUGCCAAGGGUGGAAGAGGGGACACGGGCUCCGCAGACAUCCAGGACCUGGAGAAAUGGCUGGCGAAAAUCGCCUGAGGGGCAGGGCCAGAGCUCAGGACAUGAAUGUGAAUGUGUGUGGCCCACAGUUUUGGAAAAGGGUUUGGUAGCCUGGAGAUGAUAAAGAAGUUGAUAAAGAAUGGGUAUGAAAUGUAAUUAGAAACAUUUUCUUGUUCUGGAAACAAAUUAUUGUUAUAAGUAACUUGGAACUUUUGUUUUUCAGUUUAGUUCUCCCUCAGUGCUUUCUAAUCACUUACCUGCCUGUGUUUCUUCCCUUGGUUAAGGUUUAUGUCAUGUCCCUUUAGCAAAUGCUUGACCUAGGGUCAAGGUCUUUGUGACCAUAACAAGUGGAUCCACAUAGAGAGGAUAUUAUCAUGAGAGUACGGUUAUCAUCUGAAAAGUUUCUUAUCCUCUGCUUCUGUGUGUUAGUCCCUUUUCCUGAAAACAAACCUGUCUGUGUAUGGAACCAGUUGAUUCCAUUUGCCCUUGAUGUUCAUGGGCAGUACGUCAUCUAGUCCUUUGUGACUUCUCCGAGUUGUGUGUGUAUAGUUACCGUGCGGUCUCCCGACAUGCGAAGAAGACAGGUAGGAAACAGCAAGGCUGUGUUGACAGCGGGUCUGUUCUUCAUCAACGUAGUGACUUGUCCACACUCCAGCCUCGCAGCACUCAGGUUUUAAAAACUUGCCCUGAACCCCUGGAGUCAUUCCCAGAUGAUAGAACUAUAAAUGCUAAAUCCCUGCACGGCAAGCGUCUGAUGUGCUCUCGUGGUUUCCCUUAGCUGAGGAGUAUAUAAAGAUUUAGAAGCUGUUUGUGGUUUUUUGGAUGGCUGAGGGCUCCUGGGCUACGUUCCUUUACUGUUUGACCAGCCCCUAUUUUGUACUCAGAGCUAGAAUGCUGUGGAACACAUGCGAAUUUAAAAAGUUCUCCAUAGUUUUUUAAAGUGCAUAUUCACUCAUGGUUGAAAGAAAAGUCAGCUUUUUCAAAGUGGUAUUCCUUGUUGUCUUCUUAAAUGUUGACUUUUUUAAUGGCUUUUAUACAUUAUUAAUGCGUUUCUUGGUAAAUAAACAACGUGUCUGGCUCAGA